AGUCAGAAUUCCUGAUGACCAGAAUCAGUUCAGUGAACCUGCAGCACACAAGCAGGUUACAGUCAGUCUGAGCUGAACCGAACUUUAACAACAGUUACAAAGAUGUUUGGUCUGUGUUGCUGUGGAAAGAGAUCGGCAAAGGUUGAAGAUGUUUUCAGACAGACAGACAGCUCUGAGAGGAGUGUCACCAUCCCGGACACUCCUACUGAAAAGAUCCUGUGGCUAUAUCGACUCUUUGGCCGCCCCACAAAGAAAAGGCAAUGCAGUGUCGCCACCUCAGAGGACAAACCCUCAGGGUCAAAGAAAAAGGCAAAGAAACGCUGGUGGAGGCGAAAGAAUAAAGUUGCACCAUCUCCCGAGGAAGAAGAGUGCUCGAAGGAGGAGAAGAGACGAGAAGGACCAGAGGACCAGAAGGCCAAAAUGAUGGGAGCAAAAUCCGUCUCCACCCGGCAGACCCGCAGAUACAAGUGUCGUGGGUUCCCCAACCCAGCACAGUUCUGCUACAUGAACUCCUGCCUGCAGAGCCUCCUGACACUGGAGGACUUUGUUGGAGCCUUCAGAUCUCAGGAGCAGGUUUGGAGUUCAGACCCUGAAGCUGCACUCAUUAGAGCGUUUAUGGACAUCAGAGAGUCUCACCUUUCCCCUGAUGCACAUCGUAAAAUCCGCCUCCUCGUUGCGUUCAAGGAAGCAGUCUCUGUCUGGGCUCCAGAGUUCCAGGAUUUUGACCAGAAAGAUGCCCAUGAGUUCCUCACCUCCGUGCUGGACCAGAUGAGGUCUUUGUGCCCACAGCUGCAGGCGGCGGCAGCCAGCGAGGGCAGAAUUUACAGCUGUCCAGUGGAAGAUCACCUGGUGUUUAAGAUGCAGAAGACCAAGACCUGCAAGGGAUGCGGUGCAGUAUCCAUCACUGAGGAGGAGUUUACAAACCUGUCCCUGGACCUGAUACCCGGAGGUGGAACAGUGGAAGAGAUGCUCAGGUGUUACUUGAAGGAGACGGAGUUGGAUUAUAACUGUGAGUGUGGUGCCACCACAUCAUGCCAGCGCUUGUCCUUUGUGAACCUGCCAAAAGUGCUGAUGUUGCACUUGAAGCGCUUCAGGUUCACUCCGUCUUUCCAGCUCCAAAAGGUCCAUGACCCCGUUGACCUCUUCAGAGACCUGGUGGUUUCCUCCAACCAGGGUGAUGGCUGCCUCUCUCUAGUCAGCACCAUCAGUCAUGUGAGCUACACAGCAGAAUGUGGUCACUACAUCUGUGAUGGGGUCGAUGUAAAUGUGGCACAGGAGGACCCAACUGACCGCUGGUUCACCUACAAUGAUGAAGAGGUCACUGAAACAACUGGCAAGGCUGUGUGUGACGAGCGGAAAAAUGUCUCCUACAUCCUGUUUUACAAAAGACACGACUAGAUGCUGGGACAUUCCUCAUGGACUUUGGAAGGAGACCCUUCAUCAGGAGCAGGACCCUGGACUAUACGCAAUGCACAACACACAACACACACACUGAAAUUCUUUAAGUGUCCUCAGAUAGCAUGGUUACAGCUGAGAAGAAGUUUAGAAAUGACUGUAUGUGUUUCCAUUCUCAGGACUAGAUGGUGUGACUUUGGAUGGAAAUCAAGAGCAGAACUCUGGACUGGACACAAUGAGCUCCAACAUAAUAAGCACAACAACAAUUGAACAAGAGGACGGAUGAGAACCAUGAGCAGUGGAGGAUGGAUAACAGCAGCAGGUCCCCCAGGCCUCAGGAGGAUGGGCCACCCCAGAGAGCCUGGAUCCUCCCAAGGUUUCUUCCCUUAGGGGGAGUUUUUCCUUGCCACAGUUGCCAAACAUCAAGAGCCACAGAUUUGGCUUGCUCUCUGGGGAAGUUAAAGUAACAUUACAUAAAGUUCUGGUGUUCAUUCUGGCAUUUCUCCCAGUGUGGAAAUCUUCCUGGAUGUCCAAUAUAAUAAUAAUAAUCAUGAUAAUAAUAAUACUCAGAAUGAUCCUAAUAAUAAUAAUAAUACAUAAAUAAAUAAACGAAAUCAUAAAACUGAU
Messenger RNA from Larimichthys crocea (large yellow croaker), 2022 nucleotides. RefSeq names its product ubiquitin carboxyl-terminal hydrolase 37. Gene Ontology annotation, molecular function: cysteine-type deubiquitinase activity. Gene Ontology annotation, biological process: protein deubiquitination; G1/S transition of mitotic cell cycle. Gene Ontology annotation, cellular component: cytosol; nucleus. Lineage: Eukaryota; Metazoa; Chordata; Actinopteri; Sciaenidae. The transcript has 16 exons. The record is from RefSeq and is a predicted model, not a curated record. Bases 103 to 1398 code for a protein of 431 amino acids.